Messenger RNA from Mitosporidium daphniae, 993 nucleotides. RefSeq lists its product as uncharacterized. Gene Ontology annotation, molecular function: hydrolase activity, acting on ester bonds. Gene Ontology annotation, cellular component: endoplasmic reticulum membrane. The transcript has a single exon. The record is from RefSeq and is a predicted model, not a curated record. Bases 1 to 993 code for a protein of 330 amino acids. Gene Ontology annotation, biological process: GPI anchor biosynthetic process. Lineage: Eukaryota; Fungi; Microsporidia.
AUGCAGCGAACUCCCGCAAGUUUGUUUUUUGAGCUUUUAACGUUACUUGCAGCUUUGGUCUAUUUUACAAAUGCAAGCAAAGGCGACCGUUCGCCGCAGUUCAGGGCAUGCGUGGGAGAUUGCUCAAGGUUCUUCUCAAGCGGACCGUAUCUCGGAGAGCAUCAGUUUUAUUAUCCAAAUGUGAUCCUAUUUCGCCUUUUCCAAUGGAACAUUGUUGAUGAAUGUAAAUACCAAUGCAUGCACAUCUGCGAAUCAAACUUAUCACAGGCGUCCACCGAGAAAGAGCCUCUGCAAUAUUUUGGAAAAUGGCCCUUUAUUCGAGUCCUCGGGGUUCAGGAGUUUUUUUCCGUGCUGUUCUCGUUUGCUAACUUGUUUGCCCACAAAUACGGAUACCAGAAAACGCGCCAAACUGUCCAUUCCGAGCCUCUUUAUAAAUAUUAUUUCAUAACCUCCACGCUCACCUGGAUUUCAUCAGCCAUUUUCCACUCAAGAGAUACAAGGUUUACGGAGUUCCUUGAUUAUUUCUUUGCAUUUGCCUCGAUUUUAUUUGCCCUCUUUAUUGCAAUUGAUCGGGUUUUUCUCAAUAGGCGGUUUUUGUCUUCGCUUCUGCGACGCUGUCUUGGCCUGUUCUUUUUGUGGAUCCUGGUAUUCCAUUACUACCGCAUGGCGAUGGUUGCAUUUGAUUAUUCACUCAAUAUGAAAGUAAAUGCUGUCGCCAUUGUAUUACAUGCCGCGGUUUGGACUUAUUGGGCAAUUAAACACCCAUUUUAUUUCUUUCGAAGGAAAAUUCUGUUGUUCAUCCUGUGUAUUUCGCUUGCCUCCCUCUUUGAGAUACUCGACUUUCCUCCUUUUUUUGGCUUGAUUGACGCACAUGCUCUUUGGCAUGCCUCGACCACUUUUCUAGUGCCGCUGUACUGGUCCUUCCUCAGGGAUGAGUAUGAGGCAGCGAAUGCACACGGCGAGACUUGUGUAUUGUAUACUAAAAUGCUGUAA